UUUGGAAUCACGAAGUCACCUGAAAAUUUGGGAGUCUUCUUUACCUCGCCGACAAGCAAAAGUUACAUUCCCAUAUUACCUUUUUCCGCCCAUCUCCCGGCCGCGAGAAGAGAGAGAGAGAGAGAGAGAGAGAGAGAGGAUGUACGGAUACGCGGGUGUGAGCACGAAGGGUGGUGGUCUUGAGGUAGAUCUAGAGUCCGGGGAGACCCUGUACCCGGGUCUAAGCCACGGUGACAACCAGCUCCGAUGGGGCUUUAUCCGCAAGGUCUACGGGAUUCUCGCCGCCCAGUUCCUCCUCACCACCAUUGUCUCUUCCGUCACCGUUCUUUCCCCUUACGUCAACGAUCUGCUCAGGGGCAAUUCCGGGCUGUUGCUCUUCCUCAUGUUCCUCCCCUUCAUCUUGCUGUGGCCGCUGUAUAAGUAUCAACAAAAGCAUCCCUUGAACUUUAUCUUCCUUGGAUUGUUCACCUUGUCGUUGAGCCUCACAGUUGGAGUAAGCUGUGCUAACACUGAUGGAAGACUUGUGCUUGAAGCAUUAAUUUUAACCUCAGCUGUGGUUUCCUCCUUAACUGGUUACACCUUCUGGGCAUCUAAGAAGGGCAAAGACUUCAGCUAUCUUGGACCAAUCUUAUUCACCAGCCUCUUUGUCCUUAUCCUUACUGGGUUUAUCCAGAUGUUCUUCCCUCUUGGCUCAACAUCUGUUGCUAUUUAUGGUGCAAUUGGUGCUAUAAUUUUUUCGGGCUACAUUGUUUAUGACACCGACAACCUAAUCAAGCGCUACACUUAUGAUGAGUACAUCUGGGCCUCUGUUAAUCUUUAUCUUGACAUUCUAAACCUGUUCCUUUCCAUUUUGCGGAUGCUGAGACAGGGCGACAAUUAGUCAUCCUGGGUUUACAUUGCUGGCCUGGGGUUUAGCUGAUGAAUCAAAUGGUACUACACAUUAUCGUCUAAGACUCGAGACAUAGUUGUGGAUGACUUAUCUUUCCCUAUACUAUUUUACAAGUGUGCGGGCUGUAUAAAAUGCUUUUUUUUCAUUUCCUACAUGCAGAUUGCAGCCUUUCAUUUGCCUAAAUCAUGCGUGGUAAAUGUAUUAUUUUCUGUU
Molecule: messenger RNA, 1102 nt
Organism: Juglans microcarpa x Juglans regia
Lineage: Eukaryota; Viridiplantae; Streptophyta; Magnoliopsida; Fagales; Juglandaceae
Product: BI1-like protein
Exons: 4
Coding region: 140-880 (246 amino acids)
Cellular component (GO): membrane
Source: RefSeq, a predicted model, not a curated record